Messenger RNA from Hibiscus syriacus, 1636 nucleotides. RefSeq names its product probable serine/threonine-protein kinase PIX13. The coding region runs from base 117 to 1385 and encodes 422 amino acids. The record is from RefSeq and is a predicted model, not a curated record. Gene Ontology annotation, molecular function: ATP binding; protein kinase activity. The transcript has 6 exons. NCBI's taxonomy places the organism in Eukaryota, Viridiplantae, Streptophyta, Magnoliopsida, Malvales, Malvaceae. Gene Ontology annotation, biological process: protein phosphorylation.
CCUCCAAGAAAUAAACAUAAAAGGAAGUCAAUACUCAUCUCCCUUCCUAUAUCUAAUUCAAAGAAAAUAUAUCCAAAUUGCAAACAUAAAGACAGAGAGUUCUUAUUAUAUCAGUUAUGGGGAACUGCUUUGGAACCCAACAAGUUGAUCACCAUAGCCAGUCCACCAUAAAGUCAUCAACCCCAAAAUCCACGAAGAAACUAAAAGACAGCAACCAAAAUGGAUCACUGCCGGUGCCGGCACCGACAACAAACAAAGAGAGCUGUGCCACUGAAGGAAGAAACAAGGAGGGUGGAAAGGUGGCCGUGCCCGAAAGCGGAAAGAUUCUGAUGAGCACCACCUUGAAAAUAUUCACUUUGGCAGAACUCAAGGCUGCCACCAGAAAUUUCAAGCCGGCGACGGUGCUAGGUGAGGGCGGUUUCGGUAGAGUUUUCAAAGGUUGGGUCGAUGAGAAAACCUAUGCUCCUUCAAAAGUUGGCGUUGGCAUGGCGGUCGCCGUCAAGAAAUCAAAUCCCGAUAGCUCCCAAGGCUUGCGAGAAUGGCAGGCAGAGGUGAAAUUUCUGGGCAAGUUCAGCCAUCCAAACUUAGUAAAGUUGUUGGGAUACUGUUGGGAGGAGAACCAGUUCCUCCUUGUCUACGAAUACAUGCAAAAGGGCAGCCUGGAAAACCACCUCUUCAGAUCAGGAGGAGCAGAGCCUCUUACAUGGGGAAUGCGGCUUAAAAUAGCCAUGGGGGUUGCCCAAGGCUUAACCUUUUUGCACACUUCAGAGAAGAGUGUUAUCUACAGGGACUUCAAAGCCUCCAAUAUUUUACUGGAUGGGGACUACAACGCCAAACUUUCGGAUUUUGGCUUGGCAAAGCUUGGCCCUAUAGAUGGCAAUUCACAUGUCACUACACGAGUUAUGGGCACUUACGGUUAUGCUGCUCCUGAGUAUGUUGCCACGGGUCAUUUGUAUGUUAAAAGUGAUGUGUAUGGUUUCGGGGUUGUGCUGUUGGAGAUGUUAACGGGCCAAAGAGCCUUGGAUACAAAUCGACCCAAUGGAGAGCACAAUUUGGUAGAAUGGGCUAAACAUUCAUUGACGGAAAAGAGAAAACUGAAGAAAAUAAUGGACCCAAAACUAGAAGAAAAGUACCCUAUCAAAGCUGCAUUGCAAGCCGGUGAGCUUAUUUUAAAGUGUCUGGAAUCUAAUCCUAGAAGUCGUCCAUCCAUGGAAGAGGUGUUGGAGACACUACAAAAGAUCAAUGCCAUCAAGGGGAAUUCAAAAGAGAGUAGUAAAGGUAGCAAAUCGAAGUCGAAGGCUAACGAUAAUCGGUCUCCAAUGCAUUCUAAAUAUGGUCGGAAUACAAAUAAUCAACAGUUCUCCAUGACUAGGUCGCAUCGGUAGUUAUUUGGUUCCGGCGAUGUGCAUGUGAAUUGUGAUAAUUGUUGCUGCCGUCCUUUAUGCGAUCAUGUUAAUUUCAUGAAAUUCGAUUCAUGUAUUAGGCAUACACACACAGACACAUAUAUUUAGCUCCUUUGUUUUUUAGUACUCGUGUAUAGGCACAUAUUCAAUUCCAUUACAGGCGUACUUGAGGGCUAGUUUUAUGUCAAAAUCAAGAGCAUGUGUUAUUGUUAACCACAAUGGAAAUUUUCUUG